Messenger RNA from Durusdinium trenchii, 1998 nucleotides. The record is from the annotation of a GenBank genome assembly. NCBI's taxonomy places the organism in Eukaryota, Dinophyceae, Suessiales, Symbiodiniaceae.
UUGUUUUGUUUGCUAGACCUUAAGCAGUAUUUGACAGAGCAUGAUCAUGAUGGGGAAGUUGUGCUUGAUUGCCUGGACGCUUUGCGUUUCGAGCUCCGCAGAGGGGUGGAGCAGAAGCGACUUGCUGCGGCUGAAGGAUGACGUGGCGCGCUUCUUGCCUGAGGCGAAGGGACUAAAGCAACUGCCUUUGCAGUCACCCCCGCCAAGGCCAGGGUGGUCAGCAAUCGUUUGCCGGAUGAACCUUCAUGUUUGUGAUCACUGUGGUAAUUUCCAUCCACACCUCAGCCAUCGGGCGCUAGAAUGCUCGUGGCGCCACGGGGGCAACAGAUCGUUCCUGGCCACGAGUUGCUUUCAGGCAAGACAAGAUCGACCAUGUGGUGGUGCUUUACAUGGAGAAUCAUGCAGCUGAUAGCUUCUUCGGCUGCAUGGACCUGCCGGGCUUCGAUGGUAUCCGUGGUCAUUCGAUUCCAAAAGAUCCGGAGGACCUGUCCAAAGGAGAGAUCCAGAUCACCUGCGGAAAUGCUUCAUAUGUCUGUCAGAAAGGGCCGAGCUAUGAUACCUUUGCCCCCAAGUUUGCUGAGAAUGGACAUCCGAAUCGUUAUCCAUAUUCGCUCCAGGGAGACAAGUUCUCUGCUUUGCACGGUGCCACUGAGAACGGAACAGCUGUGACCAUGUUUGGCCCAGAGCAGAUUCCUAUCAAAGCAACACUGGCCCAGAGCUUUGGGGUCUUCAACAAACUCUUCACAGCAACUCCAACUGCCAGCAGCCCCAACCAUCUCUUCACCCAGUCGGCGACCAGCUGUGGGAUGACCUCGAACGUGCUGUACCCCGACUGUGGGGGAAACGGAACUUAUUUCCCUCAACCCACGAUUUAUGACUCCUUGAGGCUGCACAAUGUGAGCUUUAGCCUCUUCAUGAACAGCACCUGCGGCCUGGACGGGAAGCCGUGCCAUGGGGAGGACCCCCACGACCCGGACGCCGGGAGUGCCAUCGCGUCGCCGGAUGUGGCCAUGAUCGGGGUGGCGCGGCACAAGGAUCGCUUCAUGAGUCAGACGAUCUUCUAUGAACAGGCAGCCAAUGGUUCGUUGCCAGGCCUCUCCUGGAUAUUGCCGCCGCUGCAAGCUUGUGACCACCCGUGCCACGACGUUGCUAAAGGCGAGCGGAUCUUGAAAGACAUCUAUGAGGCAUUACGUGCUGGGCCGUCUUGGACCCGCACACUGUUGUUCGUCGCGUAUGACGAUGCCGGAGGUUUCUACGAUCACGUGGUGCCCCCACACGAAGGAGUUCCUGCUGACGAAUCCCCCUGUAUAGUACCAGGGGUGCAUUCAAAGUGUGGACACCCUUUCGAUUUCCGGAGGUUAGGCUUGCGAAGCACAGCUCUGCUCAUUUCGCCCUGGGUUGGAAGAGGCGUUGUUUUUCAAGAGCCGCAACAUGGACCCUUCAAUUCUUCGCAAUUUGAAUUGACUUCGGUCCCGGCUACGAUCAAACAUCUAUUUAACCUGAGUUUCUUUCUGACCAAGCGCGAUGCGUGGGCCGGCAAUUUUGAAGAGCUCCUGUUGAAUGAACCUCGAACAGACGCUCCACUGCACUUGCCAGAUGCCCCACCUCCAGCCACACCAUGGACUCCACCACCGCCGAAAGCAAGUGACACCUUUGUGGAAGCUGUUGCCAAAGAUCGCGCUGCGUUUCCGGCACCACAGCAUUGCAGCUCUUGGCAUGGUGAAAGUGAAGAGCUCUGCAAAGGGCUCAACUUUACAAACCUCAAGCAGAAGCGACAUCUUCGCUUGUUUGCCGAGCUGCUGAAUGUUCCAGCCCCAGAUGCCGACCAAAUGACUUCGGAGCAGGCGGAGCGCUGGCUCGCAAGACACUGGCGCAAAUGGAUGGUGAGCUCAGAUGAUGAGAAGGUACUUGGUUCAGAAAAGAGUAGUGUUUUGGAAGGCCAAUUUCAGACUCAAUUGGUUUGAAACCCAUUUCCCACCGAACACGCUCAGUAAAAGA